AUGAUUGAGAAUUACUUGCGCUUAUUGUCAAGACUGAUUCGAUGCGAUCAAAAGCGAGUGGGCGCCAAGCGAACGUCGAAAUCCGUGACUAUCGGAAAAGUUUUAUUCAUAAAGAGCACCAUUUACUUUUUUCUUUUUCAUUCAUUCAUUUAUUCAUUCUUUUUCAUUAAUUCUUCGUUACCACUCAUUCUUUCAUUUAUUCAUUCUUCAUUUUCUUUCAUUCAUUUAUUCAUUAAUUCUUUCUUUCUUUCUUUCUCCUUAUUUCCUUUCACUUUUCGGAAAAUUAGAUUUUUCUUUCUUUCUUUCUUUCUUUCUUUCUUUCUUUCUUUCUUUCUUUCAUUCAUUCAUUCAUUCUUUCAUUCUUUCUUUCAUUCAUUCAUUCAUUCAUUCUUUCUUUCUUUCUCCUUAUUUCCUUUCACUUUUCGGAAAAUUAGAUUUUUCUUUCUUUCUUUCUUUCUUUCUUUCUUUCUUUCAUUCAUUCAUUCAUUCUUUCUUUCUUUCAUUUUUCUUUUUUCUUUCUUUCUUUCUUUCUUUCAUUCAUUCUUUUUCUUUCUUUCUUUCUUUCUUUCAUUUUCAUUCAUUCAUUCAUUCAUUCUCUUUUUCUUUCUUUCUUUCUCCUUAUUUCCUUUCACUUUUCGGAAAAUUAGAUUUUUCUUUCUUUCUUUCUUUCUUUCUUUCUUCAUUCAUUCAUUCAUUCUUUCUUUCUUUCUUUCUUUCUUUCUUUCUUUCUUUCAUUCAUUCAUUCAUUCAUUCAUCCAUUCUUUCUUUCUCUUUUUCCUUAUUUCCUUUUCUUUUCUUUUCUUUCUUUCUUUCAAAUUAGAUUUUUCUUUUUUCUUUCUUUCUCUUUUUCUUUCAAAAUUCAUUCAUUCAUUCAUUCAUUCAUUUCUUUCUUUCUUUCUUUCAUUUUCAUUUUCUCCAUUCUUUUUUCUUUCUCCUUAUUUUUUCACUUUUCGGAAAAUUAGAUUUUUCCUUUUUUCUUUCUUUUUCUUUCUUUCUUUCUUUUUCUUUCUUUCUUUUUCCCUACUUUUCAUUUUUUCUCCAAUACCUCUUACAUUUUUUGUUAAAUAA
Molecule: messenger RNA, 1068 nt
Organism: Acanthosepion pharaonis
Lineage: Eukaryota; Metazoa; Mollusca; Cephalopoda; Sepiida; Sepiidae
Source: the annotation of a GenBank genome assembly